Molecule: messenger RNA, 2889 nt
Organism: Eremomyces bilateralis CBS 781.70
Lineage: Eukaryota; Fungi; Ascomycota; Dothideomycetes; Eremomycetales; Eremomycetaceae
Exons: 4
Coding region: 1-2889 (962 amino acids)
Molecular function (GO): ATP hydrolysis activity; ATP binding
Source: RefSeq, a predicted model, not a curated record
AUGAUUCCUAAUACCGACACCGUGGCAGUCACAAACAUGGACACUGCUCGGGACAAUAAGGCGGGGGAGGAGAUCGAAAUCAAGCAAGAUGACACUCCCGCCGCUACAAAGACAUCCCCAAGUGUUGGUGCAACGGAGGCUAUGACCGGUACCACGGUGAAGCAGAUCAAGAAAUGUCCGAGGCAUAAGAAGAAGGCUACUAAAGGGAAGAAGAAGGUACAGAUCGACGACUCGACCGAGAUAUCCUCCGACGACUCCGACUCCGACUCCGAUUCCAGCAGUUCCUCGGACUCAGAUUCGGAGGCUGAAGAGAAGCUCAAGAAGAAGCUCAAGGCCCGGAGACGGCGGAAAGCACAGCUACGCAAGGCGAAGUCCAAGAAACAUAAGAAGUCGAAACGGGUUUCGUCGUCGUCGGAUUCGUCGGAUUCAUCAUCGUCAUCGGAUUCCUCAUCGGAGGACGACCAUCGCCGCUCUCGAAAUCGCCGUUCGAAGAAGUCAUCCCGUCAUGAUCGCGAAACGUCACAUUCAGAGUCAGAGUCGGAUGCGGAGGCUGGAGCGGAGGAGGACAAGCGAGGGGAGGAUUCGCCAGAGGGAUCGGACAAUGCUGCUACAACGGCCAUGACCGAGCUACAGCGACAGCUACAGGAUGCCCAAAGCCAGUUGGAAGUCCUCAUGACUCAGCAGCAACAGAAAGGUCAGAACGGCGGUGGGCGCUCCCGAAAGGUUGGCAAGUCGUCAAAGAAGAGUAAACUUUCGAAGCGGAAGAAGGCGAAGCGCGGAUCUACUCUCGAGUUCAAGCGGCUCGAUGAGCUGUGGGAUAACACGAUACACAACUACAAGCUUAAGGAGUCCGUCGAGGAGCAUAUGGACGAAUACGAUGAAUACGUGUUCACCGUUCGCCGCACCUUCGACUGGGAAAACAAGUAUCUCAACACGAGCGUCGAUAUUAAGUCGAAGCUUCUCCGAGACGCACUCGCCGAGGUGAUGAAGGAGGUCAAGUCCGUUUCUCUGGUUGAGGAUCGACCAAGUGUUGACCCCAACUCCCUUUUCCUCUACCUUGAAGACUUCCGCGAACACUACAAGAAAACCUUGAAGGCACGAGUCAAGGCGGAGAAAAAGCGGAAGCUGAAGAAGAAGCUCAAACUCCAGAUUUCGCAUUGCAAACUCAUGGUGGCAUACCUGGACGAGGACUACGAUGCGACCAAGAAGAAGCUAUACCCGAUGCUGGAGGUUGGCACCAUCACGUUUGAACUCCUCUGGGCGCUUUUCAAGCCGAAUACCGUUGCAUACACUAGCACGUAUGGUGCAGCCGACGAACCUCGUUGCUUCAAAGUCGACCAUGCGUACAAGAACAGCUCCAUUCUGCGAGGCGAAUGGUAUGAUGUUGAUGGACGCUAUCUCGAGUACGAUGGCAAAAGUUUCGGCAUGGGAGAGUUCAAUGUCCCCAUCCAGUCGUUCAAAGGACCUCAGAAGAUCAACAACCUUCCAUGCUUCCCUCUGAAGUAUCACAAGGAUCCCGAAGCUGUUCGCAAGCAGCUCGUCGAACGGGGAAGGAAGUUCGUGUCUUUCCAGGGUAUGAAUUACCGCUUCCAUAAGGGCCUCGCGUUCCAGAAGAAGAAGAAGAAUCAGAUCGCUCGGAUUCACAUCAACGGCCGCAUCAUGGUCGACCCUGCGAUCUUCCGCCGUAUUAAUCCCAAUUACGCCAUCACGGUCACGCGACCCAAAGAUAAUGAAGAGGAUUUUUCCGAUAGCGACGAUUGCUCCGGAUGUUGCGGCUCGGAUGAUGACGACGAUGAGGGGCAUGCUCAUAUUGAGGCCUUGGGCGGUGACGAGGGCGGGGACGAAGAGAAGACGAAGCGCAAGAUCAUCUUUGAUGACAAGGACCACCCGCAUAUCGUCGACGUCCCCGUCGAUGCGGAUGGCGAUGAGCUCCCUCGUGAGAACAUUGACAAGCUCAACGGUGAAAUUGGGGCCAAGAAAACCGAGUUCUCGGAAGCGGAGCUACUCAUUGCGAGCCCUGUGGUUUUGGGGUUCUCGUUUUCAGAGAAGCUCUGGUUGGAAUUCACCCUCAGCGGCGUCCACGACAUCGAAUGGAACGACGGCGCUUUCGAGUCGCUGGUUCUACCUGCAAAGCAGAAAUCGAUCGUCAAAUCGCUUGUGUCCGCCCAUAAGUUCCAUGCUGCUGAGACCAUCGACGACGUCGUGCAAGGCAAGGGCAAAGGACUUGUCAUCGUCCUGCACGGCUCGCCCGGCGUCGGGAAGACGUUGACGGCCGAGGGGAUCGCGGAGUUCCUCAAAUGCCCGCUGUAUGCGGUCUCUGCCGGUGAACUCGGCACUGACCCGGCGCGGCUGGAAUCCGAACUGCAACGGAUCAUGGACAUCGCACACAGCUGGGGCGCGGUCCUCCUCCUCGACGAAGCGGACGUGUUCCUGGAGAAGCGGGAGAUCCACGACAUCCAUCGCAACGCGCUCGUGUCCAUCUUCCUCCGUCUGCUCGAGUAUUUCCAGGGCAUCCUCUUCCUGACCACUAAUCGUGUGGAGACGUUCGACGAUGCAUUCCAGAGUCGGAUUCACGUCGCGCUGCGAUACAACGAGCUCAAGCCGGCGGCGCGCAAGGAGGUGUGGAGGACGUUCUUGGAGAAGGUGCGGGUCAUGGAAGGUAUCAAGACGACUCCGUUCUCCGAGCCGGACUUCGAUGCCCUCUCUCGGCAUACUUUGAAUGGUCGACAGAUCAAGAAUGCUGUCCGUGCUGCGCAAGCCAUCGCGGUCAACGAGGGGAGCCUCCUCUCCAUGGAACAUAUCAAGGGUGUUCUCGAGGUUACUGAGAGCUUCAACCGCGAUCUGAAGGGCGGGACCGGAUACGAGGAUGCGAUGCGGAGCUACACCUGA